GCGGCAGCCGGGGCCGGGCUCGGGUCCGUCGGCAGCGAAACACGAGCUCAGAAACAACCCUGCGAGUCCCGAUCCGUGAGGAAAGGGAAUUCCUCGUCUGGCUGAUUCCCCGCUGCCUCGCCGGUCUCCGUGCUGUCGAUGUGAGCGAGGAGCAGCUCCUGGCCCCAGCCCCGGCCGAUCCCCAGCUCCGGGGAAACUGUUCCGAGGCCUUGGCAGUCGCUCAUGGUAGCGGGACGGAGCCUCUCGGGAGCUGGGUUGGAUCUCAGUGCACCGGGAAUGCAGCGGGGCCCCUCGGCUUUCCUGUCUGUGAAGGGGGUACUUGGGGUGGCUCCGGGCAGGAGCCGGCCAUCUCCGGGUUCCUAAAGGCUUUGUUGUCUGCUGAAGUCAUGGAACUGGAAAGUCCAAACUUCCAGCUGGGAUUCUUCACUCUGAAUCACUGGCACUGCUGGGUUUUAUCUUCCUGACCUGGCACAUGUCCAUGCUGAAUCGUUCUUCAGGGAAAUGGGAUGUUUAAGCUAUCUAAAGGUGGUUUUGUGCUAAGGAAACUUCUGAAGUGGAGAUGGUGUGGCCACUUGUGGAUGCAGUGUUGGAUGUGUCUGAAGGGGCAGCUGUCAGGAUACACAUCCUGCAUCUCCUGUGUGUGCUUCAGGUGUGAGACCCUUGUCAGCCCCUGGUGUGGGCAGGAGCAUCCAAAUUCCACUGGGAUGGAGCACGGCUGGGGAUGGGAAAAGGAGCGGUGUGCCCAAAUCGCUUAAAAUUUAGGACUCUGCUCUUCCUGGUGACUUAGUAUAGAUUGUUUUGGUUUUCUGUUGGAAUUUAUUUAAUUUUCUGCUGGUAUUUGUAGUGAAUCCGUGCCACUCAGUGCCAGGAUGUGGCUCUUCUGUCUGUGGGGGAGUGCUGGGAGAUGCUCUGGCCCUCAGUUGGCACUUCAGCUCUCACAGUCCUGAGUUACAUCCUGAACUCAUCCCUGCAAAUGACUGAAAAUGGAUUUUCCUUGUGGGAGGAGCAUUGGGUUGAAAUAUUCUGGGGAGAAAAUGCGCGGAACUGGUGAUGAAGCUGCUGUGGCCUCGAUUGCAGAGGGGACACUUGGAGCAUCCCCCUGGGAUACAGGCAAGGACAGCAUGUGCCAGGCCCAGCUCUUGCAGAGAACCAGGCUGGAAAUAGUCACGGCCUGGUUUAGGGAGAACUUGGCUCAAAGGGAAUUUCUUUGGUACAGACACUGAGAGAACUGAGUUCGUUGUCAGUGCUUCAUUAGAGAAUCCUAUGAUUUUGGGAGCAAGAGGAAUUGAUAACCAAGAGGGAUAAUGAUGGUGGGACAGAGCCUGGAUUUGAUGGAACUGCUGUGUUUGUUCAGCUUUUAUCUGUCUUGGAGGUGUCAAUCUGGUGGGGUCUAUAGCCCAAGUUUCAGGAUAACCCGAGUAUUGGGAGGAGCCCAGCUGUGUCUGGAGCACUGGGAAGCAGCUGGAGCUCUGGAAAAAACGGGAUAAAGCUGUUCAUUGAAGCACUGAAGCUUUAUAAAAAUGGUAUGAUUUCCAUAACUGUCGCUUCACUCCUGCUCUGACUCGUGAGCACCAGCGUGGUUUUAGGAGCCCCUUUACCCUGCUGGGAAAGCUCAUUUGGAGGGAUUAUGUGCUGUCCUUUUGGAUUGUGCUAAAACUCUGCCGGAGGUUCCAGAGCCUGCGGUUCCCGGAAUGGUAAAUCUUGGAGAGCUGCUCCUGCCACACAUGAGGUGCAGCCACAGAGCCACAUCCAGCACUGCCACAGCUGCCUGUGCCAUCUGUUCCCCAACAUCUCCAUUCUUCCCUCUCGGACUGGCUUCCUUCUGCACUCAUAGCUCCCCUCCUUUGGGCUGGGGGCUGGUGAGCUCCACGGGUGUCCUGCACCAUCAGUUUUAUCAGGAAUAGCAGUUUUUAGUGAUGAUAAGCCGGGUUGAUUCCCGUCCUGGAAGAGGCAGGAGCUGCAUGGUCUGUGGCCCAUCCGGCGCUUCCGGACGGAGCUUAGUGAGCACAGCACAGGUGUCAGGUCAGGACGGGAGCCGUUAAUCUCGGCGCGGCGUGCGGCUGUUCUGGCGGCAUUAGGUAACCUGCUGGGCCAGGACAGGGAUGUGGGAUGGCAUGGAGGCAGCCCCCCCUGUUCUGGGGAGAGCAGGAAGGCAGAAACCUCCUUCAGGAGCAUCAGGACACGCUCGCUUGGACCUCAUGGAGAAGCUAAUUUUUCUCAUUGUUACUCCAAUAGGGCCCAAGUGGGAGCUGCUCCCAUGUCCCACUUGCAGAUCCCAGCAUGGCCUUUCCCCUCGGGACCCCCUGCUUAGCACUGAGUGCUGCCAAAUCCCUGGGUUUUGGAGGAUUUGGGCUUUAGGAGUUUGAUAUGUGCUGGUUUGCCACUCUGCUGCAGCUCACCAAUGUUGGGAGCAAAAACAUCCGCAUGGAUCUGGCAGGAUCAAAUUUCCCAUGGAUUUGGGCACCUCCUGCCUCACCUGAAGCUCGCUGAGGGUCUGGCCUGGGGUUCCCUGUGUCCCUGUGGGGAUGGGAUGUGGCGGAGGGGCUGGGCUGGGAGGAGAGCCCUGGGAGUGGAGUCCUGGCUCCCAGCUUGGUUCCUGCCCUCAGCAAAACAUCACGUGGCAGAUCUAGGAGAGAGACAUCAGAGUUUGCUGCUCCUGAAAUAUUUCUGGAAGUCUCUUUAUAAACAUGCUGGAGCCACCGGUUGUGGCUGACUUUGGGUCAGGAUUUGGCCCUAACAAAGAGAAUUAUUUCCUGUUUCUGCAGUAUGUUCAGCACGAUUGAAAUUUAACAAAAUAAGGGAAUUAAAGCCCCAUAAAUUCCAGUCUGGAUCUUUGAAUGGAUCUGGUUUUGCUGCUUCACAUUUGGUUCUGGUGAACUGCUUCACUUUAGUGUUCCCAAAGGUUUAUUUCCCCCAGGAUGGAGCCGAGUGACACUGAGCUCUUGGACCUUGUGUCCUCUUGAAUUCCUCCCUUGGUUUCCUGAUGAUGUCAGGGCAGGGAGUGCUGCAGGGAGGGCCAGGAUGUUCUGCUGCUCUUGGUGAGUCUCUUCCCAAACCUGGCAUGUGACCAUUGGAGUUGCCCUGGGAAAGGCAGUAGGCAGAAAGAGAGAGGAGGCUCUGGGGGAUUUUAUGACUUUCCCCUUAUUUUGGGUGGACAUUUGUUGUUAAAAGUCUGAAUUCCUGUUAGGAAGGAAUUGCAGGCUGCUGGGAUUGGCUAAACCUGGCUUUGUCCCAUUCUCUGAGGCGGAAUUGAGCAGAUUCCUGCUGCCUGGAAGGCUGAAGGUUGGUGUCAGUGCUGGGUGGAUCUGCUGGCAUGUUGGGAUAGGGCUUUCGCUGGGUUCCCAUGGGCGUGAGACCGUGGAAUGCUGUUUGCAUGGAGCUGCAGCUCCUGGUCCGGGCGAUGUGCGACCCCAGCACAGCUGAUCACUCCUCUCUUCCAUCAGGAGUGUUAGUUACUGUGCUCAGGCCCUGUGGAAGUGUGAGGGGAUAUUUGUUAAACAUUUGUUGAAAAGCUUGCUGGUGUGUCCUGCAAAGAACUGUUUGGAUCGCCUGGAUCACAGGAACAACUGGGCUUAGUCCUAAAUAGAUGUUUUCCACAUAUUUCUGGUUGGAAUGUGCCAGGAACACUCACUUUGGAUUACACCCAACCGUGCUUCAUCCCCGUGUGCUCCCAGAGGCUUUGGGGCAUGCUCAGCACCUGCUCCAUUGCUGGGGGAUGGAUUUGCAGUUGUGAAUCUCCUGGGGCUUGGAUUUCCUACCUGGGCUCAUAUUUCCAACCUGUUCUGGAGGGAGGGAAGAGGAGAGAGCAUUUCUCUUCCACUAGGAAAGGGAAAUAAUCAGUAACUCUGGGGUGGGGAUAUUUCUCUGUCCGAACCCUCAGUAAAUCUCCAACAAUCCAUCACCGCCUUGUUGGACCCAGAGUUUUCCAUCUGUGUUUUCCCUGGCAUUUUUUUGCACGCGGGAGUUCAGAAUGCCAAGGACGAGGGGGUGGGAUGUGCUUCUUAUUCCCUCCCCAGACCUCCACUGCGUGUGCUGAGUUUUCAUUUUCAUUGGAAUUCCACGCCCACCUGAAGGAAGUUUUACCCAUUAUUGCAGCCAGUUUCAUCCUGGAGCUGCUGCUUGUUCCUGCAACUCUUGCCAGGGAUUAGAGGAUCCAAACGUGUGACUCCUAAUUAGGGAUGUUCCCUAAAUUGGUGGAGUAAGAGCAGGAAUCACUGCCAAAUUGUGCUCCUGGAAUGCACUGGGCUUUGGCAUCACUUCUUGCAACGCAGCUCCUGGCUUGCUCCAGCAGGGAAGGAAUACAGAGUUUUUCUGGGAGGAGGAGCUUAAUAGCCACACGACUGUGGGAGUGGGAAUGGUGUUUUUCCAGCAAAGCCAAGAAAUUUGAGGUUAAAGACUGGAUGUAACGGUUGCUUGUGGGGAGUUGUGCUGUAAGGGAAUUUCACCCACCUUUAAGGAUAAUCUUGGAAAAAAAAACGUUUCAAGGCACCCAGGGGGUUUUGCCCAUCUUUAGGGAUAAUCCUGAAAAAGAGACUUUAUUUCCUGGGUACCAGGAAAACAACCAGAUUUGUUCAUAUUCAACACAAUCCUGAAAUUUGCUCUUAUGCUCAGUACACCAGCAGCUCCCUCUGCCAGCCUUCCCAGAUUUUCCCCUUCCAGAUUUUCAGCUCAGCAUAAAUUUUUUUACCAUUCUUUUCUGUUCCUCGAUGGCAGAAUUCUUAUCGUAGACUUUAACUGCAAAGCCCCAAAUUGCAUGGAGCACUUUGCUGAUCUGGACUCCUAUGGAUGAGGCUGCUCUUCCUUUCCCUCUCUGCCCUGAGGAAUGCGGAAAAUCAGGAUUUGAAGGCAUGGCAGGAGCACACGCCUUCCACAGGCUCAGAACCUGACAAAAUCCAGAUUUACGAAUAGAUCUGUGGUUUUGUUCCCUUCUGGGAAGGAGCUCUGGAGUCAAAGGAGCCUGGCAAGGGGCUCUGGAGUGGAAAGGAGCUCUGGCUAGACGUUGAUUUUUUCUGCAAGAGGAAUUGGGAUUGUUUCAUUUGGUUUGGUUUGUUUUUUGGCUUGAAAGGGGCUUUUUAAAAUGUAUUUUCCUUAGGACACAUCUAGUUCUAGCAUUUUGUCCUUACUUCCCCUUCCCUGCCUCACAGCUGGGGUGCUUGGAGUGGAAUGGGAGAAGGAUCUGCUUCCUGUAAAUGUACAGGAGAAACUUCCUGCUUUCUUAUUGCUCCCAAAUACUCAUUUAUUAUAUAAUUUAUUCCUGGAUCCUUAUUCCUAAUUUGGAAAGAAGAGCUCCACCACCUUUGAGAUGAGAAUUGGGUUUAGUUUGUGAAUUUUCCAAGGAAAUGCCCAUUGCCUGUUACAGCAAAGUGGGUGUUGUUCUUGCCAUUCCCAAAGAAUGAACCAGCAGUCCCAAGCACAGUUAAUUUUUGGGGGAGGUUUACAUCCCCCUCAGCUCGUUCCCGACCGGGAUGUGCAGUCCAGGCGUGCUCUUGGUGUCGUUCCCAGACUGAUGCCGAGGAGCCGAUCCGGUGCCGCUGACUCCAUCUGGCCUCGGCUAUGGACAUCGUCCUGUCGGAUUUUGUCCGCUCAACAGGGGCAGAGCCGGGGCUGGCCAGAGACCUCCUUGAAGGCAAGAACUGGGACCUGAGUGCGGCGCUGAGCGACUUCGAGCAGCUCCGGCAGGUGCACGCUGGGAACCUCCCGCACUCCUUCAACGAGGGCCGCGGGGCCCGGCCCCCGGAGCGGGAGGUGGCGCGGCCGGGGAGGCCCCCGCUGCAGCGCCAGGAUGACAUCGUGCAAGAGAAGCGCCUGUCCCGAGGCAUCUCCCAUGCCAGCUCCACCAUCGUGUCCCUGGCCCGUUCCCACGUGUCCAGCAACGGCAGCAGCAGCGAACACCUGCUGGAGAUGCCCAUCUGCACCUUCCAGCUGCCCGACCUCACCGUGUACUCCGAGGAUUUCCGCAGCUUCAUCGAACGGGAUCUUAUUGAGCAGUCCAUGCUGGUAGCACUGGAGCAGGCUGGGCGUCUCAACUGGUGGGUGACGGUGGAUCCGAGCUGCCAGCGGCUGCUGCCCCUGGCCACCACUGGCGAUGGGAAUUGCUUGCUCCAUGCUGCCUCCCUGGGUAUGUGGGGCUUCCAUGACCGGGAUCUCAUGCUCCGGAAGUCCCUCUACACCCUGAUGGACAAGGGAGUGGAGCGGGAAGCGCUGAGGCGGAGAUGGCGCUGGCAGCAGACGCAGCAGAACAAGGAGUCUGGCCUGGUUUACACGGAGGAGGAGUGGCAGAAGGAGUGGAAUGAGCUGAUCAAAUUGGCAUCCAGUGAGCCCCGCGUGCACUACGGCACCAACGGCGGCGGCUGCAGCGGGGUGGAGAGCUCAGAGGAGCCUGUGUACGAGAGCCUGGAGGAGUUCCACGUCUUUGUCCUGGCCCAUGUGCUAAAGAGACCCAUCGUGGUGGUGGCAGACACGAUGCUGCGGGACUCGGGCGGCGAAGCAUUCGCCCCAAUUCCCUUUGGGGGGAUCUAUCUGCCCCUGGAAGUCCCAGCCAACAAAUGCCACCGGUCUCCAUUGGUUCUGGCUUAUGACCAAGCCCAUUUUUCUGCCCUGGUCUCCAUGGAGCAGAAGGAAAACACAAAGGAUCAAGCUGUGAUCCCCCUGACAGACUCUGAGCACAAGCUGCUCCCCGUGCACUUCGCCGUGGAUCCCGGGAAGGAGUGGCAGUGGGGGAAGGACGACAGUGACAAUGUCAAGCUGGCCAGCGUGACGCUGUCGCUGGAAGCCAAACUGCACCUGCUGCACAGCUACAUGAAUGUCCGAUGGAUCACGUUGCCUUGUGACAUGCAGGCGCCUCUGGCUCAGCCAGAAUCCCCCACGGCCUCCGCAGGUGAUGACCCUCGCUCGGCAGCAGAGUCAGGCGAGUCGGACAAGGAGUCAGUGUGCAGCAGCUCUGCCAGCAACGGGGGCACCAGGGCAGGCAAGGACAGGGAGAAACCAAAGAAAGAGCGGGAGAAGGAGAAGGAUAAAAAACGGGCAGACUCGGUAGCCAACAAGCUGGGAAGCUUUGGGAAGACUCUGGGCAGCAAACUAAAAAAGAACAUGGGGGGCCUGAUGCACAGCAAAGCUGUGAAGGGCAGCAUGAGCAAUGGGCAGGGAGACACCCUGGAGAAGAAGAAGAAAGGAUCUCUGAAGACACGGAAAGACAGCAAAGAGGAAUGUUCCCCAGGAGACUUAGCUCCUGCAGAGAAAACGUGUCCAGGGCGAGCGCAAGUUCAUCUUCGCCAGCCACCUCAAGACCAGCAGCCGGCACCAGUUCCAGGAGGAGAUGAUCCAGAGGUACCUCCUGGACGCUGAGGAACGUUUCCUGGCAGAGCAGCGGCAGAAGGAGGCGGAGAAGAAGGCUCUGGGCAGCGCUGCCCUGGCCAAGAGGCCAGAAGGGGAGGUGGGUGCCCAG
Molecule: messenger RNA, 7444 nt
Organism: Cyanistes caeruleus (blue tit)
Lineage: Eukaryota; Metazoa; Chordata; Aves; Passeriformes; Paridae
Source: RefSeq, a predicted model, not a curated record